GCACCGGGGAGAGUGUACGAAAGGGGCGAUUCAAUUCAUUAAUUUCCCAACAACCUCCAAAACGCACAAGAAUCCAAUGUCGACUCCAUCUAGGUUUUUCCGAGGAUGCCGGGCCUUGUUUUACCCUUCCAAAUCCUCUGCCGCCGCCGCUCCCAAUCCCGCCGUUUCCACCUCCAAGAAAAAUCCCAGCACCAGUACAAAGAAGAAGCCGCCGCCGUCUCCCACUGCCGGGAUUCUGAAGUCAACUCCGGUGUCUCCAGCACUCCAAAGCUUAGUGGGUGCCCCGGAAAUUUCUCGUGCAGGUGCUGUUAAGAAAAUCUGGGAAUAUAUCAAGCUCCACAAUCUCCAGGUAUUUGUUUUCCUCUUUGCUUUUUGUUUUUAUUUAUUUAUUUUUUUUGGCAUUUCUCAUGUUUUACCGUCUGUCUGUCUAGUUGUAUAUUAACCGUGCUAGUAAGAA
Olea europaea var. sylvestris is the source of this 457-nucleotide messenger RNA. RefSeq names its product upstream activation factor subunit spp27-like. The transcript has a single exon. The coding region runs from base 77 to 442 and encodes 121 amino acids. Gene Ontology annotation, cellular component: nucleus. The record is from RefSeq and is a predicted model, not a curated record. NCBI's taxonomy places the organism in Eukaryota, Viridiplantae, Streptophyta, Magnoliopsida, Lamiales, Oleaceae.